ACGCUUAGGUUAUGCGUUUUAGAUUUUAUCGUAAUUAACUCCUGGCAACAAUUAUAGCAAUGUAUCACACGGAAGUUGAAACUACUGAAACAGCGCCAGAGAACAUGGAUAAUGCAGUGAUUUACACCAGCAACCGCAACACCAUCAAGACAGAUCUCUGUUUGCUGUUGGAGUGUGUGAAGUUCCAAAUGAACUGUCCGGAUCUGCAAAAGCAAGCCCUCAUCGCUAUCACCUCCAUAUGUGAGAAGAAAGAGCACAAUGUGGACCUGCUGAGAGAAAUGGGAGGCAUGAUGUUUGUAUACAACCUCUUCAAAUCCAGUGUUGUUAAUCCAGCUGUGAGGCACACUGCACUCUUUACACUUGGAACACUAGCAGAUGCCAGUGUAUACUGCAAGAAUGCCCUGUGCCGAAAGGAGAUGUUUCUGGACCUCGGUGGCUAUUUGUUGGAAGAAGAUGCCUCGCUUAAACAGAAGAGUCUCUCUGUCUAUUUGCUGUCUGUGUUGGUAACCAGCAACAAGGCAGGGCAGACUUUAGCCCAAACCACUGGCUGCAUAGACAUUCUGCUGAACCUCUUCAGAAACAUGUUCCCUGAAUCUACCGCAGACUCUGCUCACAUUUGUCUGUGGAUAUCAGUGUCAAAUGCUCUCUGUGGAUGUGUCAACAACCCUCAGAAUGAGGAGACUCAGCGUAUCUGCGUGUCAUCCUUUCCCAAAAUAAAAAUGUGGCUUCAGCAUGUUUCUUUGCCUUGCUUCGAAGUGUUUCGAUACCUUUGCUCCUUCAUUGCGAUGACAGUUGCCAACAAUGCACGUGUUCAGGAGAGCUUUGCUGCCACCGGGGCGUUAGAGACCUUUGUUGUCAUGCUGAUCCGUCUGGCAUCUGACUCUGACACAAACCCGUUGUCUUGCCAGCUUUUAGUAAUAAUAAUCAAGACCAUGUCAGCUUGUAUCGCUAACACCGCAAACUUGGCUUCAGGUUUGGCUCGCUACAUUAUAGUGGGCCAUCUCAUCUCCGUGCUGGCUAGCCCACACCUCAACUGCGAGGACAGACUGGCGACGCUCAUCUUGCUGGGUCAUUGCACCGAAGCUUCUGAGGAACACCAGUGUCAGCUGGUGCAGUGCGGCGGCCUGCCGCUAAUCAUCACGCUGCUUGUUGAAGACGCGAACGAGGAGGUCAGGAAGUUUGCAACGUUCAUUUUGCAGACCUGCAAACACGCUAUUGCAUCCUUGGGAAUCUCUGAUCUAAAGCAAGAGGAAGAUGAGAAGCUUGACACACAAGCUGCUGAAGAGUUGGGCGUAUCUUCUGCUUCAUCACCACUGCUGCUGCAAAGAGGUCGCCUGUCACCAGUCAACCCCAGGACUCGCAGUGUCUUUAAAUUGCUGCAUUCCUCAAAUAUAUUCAACACGAAGGAGAAAGAAGAAGCAGAAGGGAGUCACGCCAAGAAUGUGAGAUCAUGUGAAAGUGCUGAGAAAGAAAAUCCUGAAAGCAGCGGAAGGAUUGUGUCAUGUUCCGCGUGUCACGGUACUGGAUCCCUUAUGCAGUCCCAAGUACAGCAACUAAAGGGAGGCAGAGAUGCAUAUACAGGAGACAGUCCCCAACUGAAAUCUCCAGAGCAAGACCACAAUGUACUGAGAACUAUUAAAUGCAGUGAUGGAGAAAAGUUGCAGAAAAGUGACAUGUUUGGGGAGAAAAGACAAGAAGAACAACAAUCCCACUACAAUGAAAGAUGUGCAGGUUGCGUGAUGCCUUUUGAGAAAGUGACUAGUCGCACUUUUGGAUCUGUCCUGUUCUCCUGCCGUCAGAAGUGCGACAUGCACAAGGUCCUUCUCGAGGCUACGGCGCGCUUCACGGCCACCCACCGUCGCUCGCCGUCAGAGGGAGAGAAGAGAGAGAGACCUACCCUCCCAAAACCUGAGAGAGUGUUGGCGGGAGCGCCACACGAAACCCUCGCAAGCCGGAGUUUUCCGUGUUUGAAUUUAAAAAAUGUCAACCUGACUCCCAUCUGUAAAACAGCAAAGCCUGAAAGGAUUGCAAAGAGGCGCAAUGAAACAAACUUGAUCCCAGUGCAAAGAGGAGCUAAAGCACCAAAGAAACUUACUUAGUAGCUCAAUGAAAGACACAUGCAAACCAGCUACUAACUUGCAAAUCAAGAAACAAGCGAGAGAGAAAUGAGUGUGGCCUGAAAUGUUACAGGGAUGAAGCACUAAAAGCAAAUAUUAGUUUCCAUCAAACAAGUUUGAAUUUGCCCACUUAUUCAGGAUUGUUUAGCUCUAUAAAAAAAAAAGCUUCCCCUUUUUCCACAAACACGAGGAAAGGAUUGUGAAACUCAAGCCUGUGUCACAACCAAACCCCACCGUCCACCCACCACUUAAGCGUGAGUUGGCAAUAUAUGCUAUAACACAUCGUUACUGUACACUGCAGCAUCAGUAUCUUCUGUAUUUUUGACUCUAAACACAUCUACAAAAAUCUAAUUUCACAGUGUCCUUGAACACACCACACGGGACGUUUUCAUAAUGGGCACUAGUCAUUGCACAUGCAACAGUGUUACAGCAGAGAUACCGUAACCAUUUGUGUUUACAUAACACAAAAGAGGCAUUAUUUUGAAUCGGAAUAACUAUGUGAACAGUACAGUCAAUACAUUUGUUUCAUUAAGACAGAAUUUACAGUACAGGUUCAAGUGCCCAAUUUCCAUGUAAUGACCAAUACAAGUAACCCAUAUGCGAUGUGGCUGUGUUUACAUUCAUGGAUGGCCAAAUUGCACAUAAACAUCUCAAGCAUCAGUAAACAAUAAUACAAUAAUAAUACAAAUAGUAAAUGUUGCAUUGUGUUUAAUUGGCCUUGGGUGACUCCCCCCAGUGAUUUAAUUGAGGGUCACGUCCACAUUACUCCACGUCCACUGCUUGCUUAUUUACUGAUGGACACACUGCUAUUAUGGCAAAUUUAGAUCUUAUUUAAUGAGCAGUGUUUUUUUUAAAUAAAUGAUUUGAUGAAAAUCAAUUGGACAUAUAACUUCAAUAAUAUCCAUCCAUCCAUUUUCUGAGCCGCUUCUCCUCACUAGGGUCGCGGGCGUGCUGGAGCCUAUCCUAGCCAUCAUCAGGCAGGAGGCGGGGUACACCCUGAACUGGUUGCCAGCCAAUCGCAGGGCACUGCAAUAAUAAUUACACCUAAAUAAAUGUUCAAAAGCAAAUAGUUCUUAAAUUGUAGCAAUAAAAAUGAAAUACAACUGAUCUGUACUUAGGCAGUGAUUCUUUGGCAUACCACUAGAAGGAGCACGCAUACCAUUUGUGGUCCUUGUACCACAAUUGAGAAUCACUUGUCUAUGCUUUUGCUGUUGUUUUUUUAAAAGUGUUUAUUUGUUUUGUUUGAGCAGAUGCAUUGGCAGAUAUCCAGUACAUAUCAGAUUACAUAUUUGGAAGAGGCCAGAUUCCAAUCUGAAGCUAUCCCAUUCCAUGUUUUGUUUUUUCUCUUCGCUUCCAUGAUGCAUAUCCUAAUUGUGCCCCUCAGAGCAAAAAAAUGGAAUUGUAUCAUUGAAACCAUGAAGUGUAAAUCCAGCCUAAGACUGUCCUAUUUCUCUGUCUUCAGAAAAGAAAAGCCAUGGGAUACCGACUGUUAGAUCCUGGACUAAAAAUCCCUACCCUUUUAUCAGCCUCCACAUUAACUGUUUGGCUACACAGCCUUCUGUUCUGCACUGCAGUUUAUCUUUAAAUGUUCUGCUGUUACUGUAAUGAGUUGUUGUGUAAACUAGUUCUGCUGCACUUUAAUAGAAGUGUAGCCGUUGUUAAUAGCGUGUUUGUUGUCAUUUCUGAAUUAAAAGACAUGUUUAAGCCUUG
Molecule: messenger RNA, 3827 nt
Organism: Phyllopteryx taeniolatus (common seadragon)
Lineage: Eukaryota; Metazoa; Chordata; Actinopteri; Syngnathiformes; Syngnathidae
Gene: terb1
Product: telomere repeat binding bouquet formation protein 1
Exons: 17
Coding region: 60-2099 (679 amino acids)
Biological process (GO): meiotic attachment of telomere to nuclear envelope; homologous chromosome pairing at meiosis
Source: RefSeq, a predicted model, not a curated record